AAAUGAACAAGGUUAUGAACGAUAAUUCCGAAAUUGGGAUGAAAGAGAUGAUUGAAUCUUCGAGGGACGAAUCUAAAAGAAAGCAAUAUGAAUUCGAUCAUGAGCGAUAUGAAAAAGAAAGAGCGACACCAAACAUUGAAGAAAUUGCAAUUCCAUCCCAGAUAUUAGUUAGUGGGCAGAGAGGCAAUCUCAGAAAGAAAAAUGCCUAUACGACCCAGGAAAGAUUAGAAACCGAUGUAAAUAUUAUUUAUAAAUAAUCUGGACCUCGGACAUGCAAAUAUAUUGCUGCUAAAGAAGAAACGAACAGCUACUAUUGUUAGAUGCCACUUUUGCAAUCAUAAGGUAAAGACAUUUGUACUAAAAAGAAGAAGUUGAAGACAGAAGUUAUGUUGAUGCUUUAUGUUCUGUACUAUAUUAUGUUGAGUAUAUUCAUGAAUUCCUCUAUGAAUAGACAGCUGUUUUAACUACGAUCACUAUUGAACUUAUUGAAACAGAUAUCUUGGAUGAACAUAAAAUGAUACAAUACUUUGUUUUAUAAUUUCAAUACCAACA
Moneuplotes crassus is the source of this 552-nucleotide messenger RNA. The record is from the annotation of a GenBank genome assembly. Lineage: Eukaryota; Ciliophora; Spirotrichea; Euplotida; Euplotidae.